Lemur catta (Ring-tailed lemur) is the source of this 2345-nucleotide messenger RNA. It is a transcript of the gene STIP1, whose product is annotated as stress induced phosphoprotein 1. Bases 309 to 1934 code for a protein of 541 amino acids. Gene Ontology annotation, molecular function: Hsp90 protein binding. The record is from RefSeq and is a predicted model, not a curated record. Lineage: Eukaryota; Metazoa; Chordata; Mammalia; Primates; Lemuridae. The transcript is spliced from 14 exons.
GCAUCAUCGACGCAUUCGGAGCUUUUGAGGUGUGGCCCUCGGGUGGGCUGCUGUGGGGCACCUGACCUUUUGCCUGCUAUCCCCAGUGAGGACCUUGUUCUGAUAGGGCCCAAGCCCACUUCACUUUUUUAAACAUUUUGUUAUGUUCCUACUUCUUCCAUGCAGAACGUUUGAGAGGAUGGAGAUUAAAUCACAGUCCUGUUUCUUUAUCCUUCUCCAUCACCUUUGUAAUAUUUAAGCAUGGCAAGAACCGAUUGGGAGGGACCGGCUUUACUUUUACCCGUUAAGGAACAACAUUGAUCUACCACAUGGUCAAUGAGCUAAAAGAGAAGGGCAACAAGGCCCUGAGUGCUGGCAACAUUGACGACGCCUUACAGUGCUACUCCGAAGCCAUUAAGUUGGAUCCCCAGAACCAUGUGCUCUACAGCAAUCGUUCUGCAGCUUAUGCCAAGAAAGGAGACUACCAGAAGGCUUACGAGGACGGCUGCAAGACAGUUGACUUGAAGCCUGACUGGGGCAAGGGCUAUUCGCGAAAAGCAGCAGCUCUUGAGUUCUUAAACCGAUUCGAAGAAGCCAAACGAACCUAUGAGGAGGGUUUAAAACAUGAAGCAAAUAACCCUCAGCUCAAAGAGGGUUUACAGAACAUGGAGGCCAGGUUGGCAGAGAGGAAAUUCAUGAACCCUUUCAACACGCCCAAUCUGUAUCAGAAAUUGGAGAAUGAUCCUAGGACAAGGACACUGCUCAGUGAUCCUACCUACCGGGAACUGAUAGAGCAACUACGAAAUAAGCCAUCUGACUUGGGCACGAAACUACAAGAUCCUCGUGUCAUGACUACUCUCAGUGUCCUCCUUGGAGUCGAUCUGGGCAGUAUGGAUGAGGAAGAAGAGGUUGCAACACCACCUCCUCCUCCUCCCCCCAAAAAGGAGACCAAGCCAGAGCCUAUGGAAGAAGAUCUUCCAGAGAAUAAGAAGCAGGCACUGAAGGAGAAAGAGUUGGGGAAUGAUGCCUACAAGAAGAAAGACUUUGACACAGCUUUGAAGCAUUACGACAGAGCCAAGGAACUGGACCCCACCAACAUGACGUACAUUACCAACCAAGCAGCGGUAUACUUUGAAAAGGGCGACUACAAUAAGUGCCGGGAGCUUUGUGAGAAGGCCAUCGAAGUGGGGAGAGAAAACCGAGAAGACUAUCGACAGAUUGCCAAAGCUUAUGCCCGAAUUGGCAACUCCUACUUCAAAGAGGAAAAGUACAAGGAUGCCAUCCAUUUCUAUAACAAGUCUCUGGCAGAGCACCGAACCCCAGAUGUGCUCAAGAAAUGCCAGCAGGCAGAGAAAAUCCUGAAGGAACAAGAGCGGCUGGCCUACAUAAACCCUGACUUGGCUUUGGAAGAGAAGAACAAAGGCAAUGAAUGUUUUCAGAAAGGGGACUAUCCCCAGGCCAUGAAGCAUUAUACAGAAGCCAUUAAAAGGAAUCCACGAGAUGCCAAAUUGUACAGCAAUCGAGCUGCCUGCUACACCAAACUCCUGGAGUUUCAGCUCGCGCUCAAGGACUGUGAGGAAUGUAUCCAGCUGGAGCCAACCUUCAUCAAGGGUUAUACACGGAAAGCAGCUGCCCUAGAAGCGAUGAAGGAUUACACAAAAGCCAUGGAUGUGUACCAGAAGGCACUAGACCUGGAUGCCAACUGUAAGGAGGCGGCAGACGGUUACCAGCGCUGCAUGAUGGCCCAGUACAACCGACACGACAACCCGGAAGAUGUGAAGCGGCGGGCUAUGGCCGACCCUGAGGUGCAGCAGAUAAUGAGUGACCCGGCCAUGCGGCUCAUCCUGGAGCAGAUGCAGAAGGACCCCCAGGCACUCAGCGAACACUUAAAGAAUCCUGUAAUAGCACAGAAGAUCCAGAAGCUGAUGGAUGUGGGUCUGAUCGCCAUUCGGUGAUGACUUGGUCAUCCCCCCCUUCCCUUCACCCUUGUGUGGAAAGAGGGCUGGGACCGCGGCCAGCAGCGCGGAGCAGAAGGGAGAGAAGGGGGAGAGAACAGCUUAUCUCUAUAUAUUUAUACAUACCUACGCGGAAGAUCCAGAGACUUGUACUCGCAUCAUUCGUGCAGCCGCUGCCUCUGGGCCCUCCCAGCACACGCAUGGUCUCUUCACUGCUGCCCUCGAGUUCCAUGUCUUUUCCCUGCCCCUCAGUGGCUGCUCUCCCAUAGUUGGUUAUUUUUUAUUUGGGGCAGUGGGCAUGUGUGGGAGGGGAGGGUGUUCUUCCCAGCCUCAGGUCCAGCUGUCUUCACAUUGUUAACUCCAGGGCCCCUUCUCCAAUAAAACAAGCCUGUCGGGCGUGGUUACAUGUUA